GGCAGCGUCUUUCACCCGCUGGCUAUUGUUAAAUGAAAAUUUCACAACUUUUGCACAGCCUUGCGCUCCCAAUUUACGCGCAUCGCCCCCUUUUUGUAUCUAAUACGGCUAGAUAUAUUUUAUCUUUACGCGCGUACACAAAUGAAAGAAAAAGAUACACAGAACGGCCUCGUAAAGUUCGCUGUUCUCGAUGGAAAAAUACAAGCGACGCGUUCGAGAGCAUAGGAGGCCUCGAGACCGUCGGAAAUUUUGGACAAGAAUCGUAUUCAAGGUUGAACGGAAGCUCGUCGCCCCUAUGUAAUAGAAAUUUCUUAGGUUUGACAACACUGGUUACGUUCGAGCCGCCUGUGCCUGCCGAUGAAUACGGGGCGCUGCUCGAAGACCUCGUUACGUGUUACGGAUGUUUAGAAGGCAUUUGCCGGCCACAUGUCUCUCCGUGGAAUGUAACUGUCUGCACAACAAUAAACCGGAAGUUGCAAGGUACGGAAGGUUUUCCUAGGACAAAAGACCGUCCGAUACAAGAAAUCGAUGUCUCCCUACCUGAGUUUGCAAGUUCUGAAAUUCCAAAAUAUUAUAGCGAUAUCUUGAACUCCUUUUCUCGGAAUCCGUUCUUUUUCAAAUUUCGACUAACCGGUGAUGUCACGUAGUACACGUCGUUCCCGAACUGUAUGAUCCAAGAUACGCCACGUACCGCGUGUCAUAAAUGCCAUUUAGGAGGAAACAGUAGAAUUCCAUUGGGCGUCGGUCAAGGUCAUACGCGUCGAACGAAGGGGAUCGAUUAACGAAGAAUUACGCGCAUCCAGGGGCCGUCAGAUGUUUGCAAAUUGAAAUAUACAGUUCUUACUGCUGUAAUGACGAUCCUAUGGCCGUGCGUAUUCAACCGAUCGUUUGAUGCACACGAAAUUACAGGAUCCCGAGAUGCGGUUAAUCAGAAUUUCUUUGAUCGCAGAACGCACGCCGGAGUCCUCUUACCGGUUCCUUCAGGUAGCUGAGAGAGCGUGCGCUUCGGAAAAACAGAAGCUUGAGGAACUAGCAGAAAUUAACGUAUUUGUAACAAUAAGUAAAACACAUGCAAUUAUCCGAAAAAUGCGCUUGUUUCGAUUGUAUUUUCUCAAAAAAUUAUCGCUCUCUUGACAGUA
Vollenhovia emeryi is the source of this 1139-nucleotide messenger RNA. RefSeq lists its product as uncharacterized. The transcript has 3 exons. The coding region runs from base 33 to 647 and encodes 204 amino acids. The record is from RefSeq and is a predicted model, not a curated record. NCBI's taxonomy places the organism in Eukaryota, Metazoa, Arthropoda, Insecta, Hymenoptera, Formicidae.